This is a messenger RNA of Gambusia affinis (western mosquitofish), 11797 nucleotides long. RefSeq names its product CUB and Sushi multiple domains 2 (gene csmd2). The record is from RefSeq and is a predicted model, not a curated record. Lineage: Eukaryota; Metazoa; Chordata; Actinopteri; Cyprinodontiformes; Poeciliidae. The transcript has 72 exons. Bases 750 to 11576 code for a protein of 3608 amino acids.
GUCGCGCAGACCCCGAGACGUCGCUCCGUGGCCGCUCACUGCGAUAGAUGCUGGGAUUACCACAGACAGACCUACCGCAUCCUCCGAUCACUGACAGUACGUGCGGGCUCGAAAACUUCUCCAAGCCGUCGAGGAAAGAGGUUUUCUCUUUUUUGUUGUUGUUGUUCUUUUUUUGUUUUUCUUCUUUUCUUGGAUCACUGGAUAACAUCUCCUUGGACGGGGCGCUUUUUAUGAAUCUCUGUCUAAUGACGAGCUCAAACGUGGAUUUACUGGGAGUAAAAUCAACCUACUGUAUAGAUUAAAAAAAAAGAGGGACGAGAGAAAUUGAGAGAGAUAAAGAGCGAGCUCUGUUGGAUUUGGGUACCAUCAGUUACAUUUCUGGAGCGGAGGAGAGCUUUUCGUGAUCUUAUUUAUUAAUUUCAUUUUGGAGGUGGUGGGUAAAUCACUGGCCAAUUCUCUCUCCCUCUCUUUCUCUCACUGUCCCCCCCGCCCACCGACCCCCACCACCACCACCCUACGGUUUGCCUUUUAGGUGUGAAAUCUAUCUUAUCAGAGAGAGACUCUGAACCCCCUUUUGGUCCCCCGCAUGACAUGGUUCAGUCCAGCUGGGAGAUCCGAGCCUCCUCCAUGCAUUGGGAUUUUUCUCAGCUCCGACACCGAGUGAAUCUCCCUCUUCUGAGCAUCUGAGAACUCAUCGUGCCUGCCAGAAGAAAAGAAAAAAAAAGAGAGAGAGAGAGAGAGCCCCUGCCAUGACCGCCACUUCAAAUCGGGAUCGGGACGGAGCAUCGGGACUUGGAAGGAGAGCGGAAUCCGUAUGCAGAAAGGGAGAUGAUGGCAUUGGGAUUUUAGUAGCUCUGAUGAAAGCUGGAGCUCAGGCGCGCUGUUGUCGGAGCCGGGUGCUGCUCUUCUACAUGGGGCUGCUGAUGCUGGUCGCUACAGUUGAGGCUCAGAACUGCAGUUAUACUCUACACAGUCCCAAUGGGACGAUAGAGAGUCCUGGAUAUCCUUAUGGUUAUCCAAACUAUGCCAACUGUACAUGGGUCAUUGUGGGAGCGGAUCAUAACCGGAUACAACUGGUGUUUCAAGGCUUCGCCCUGGAGGAGGAUUUUGACAUCCUGUCUGUAUAUGAUGGGCCGCCAAGCCCAGGGAACCUGCGAACAAGGCUAACUGGGUUCCAGCUGCCUUCACCUAUUGUGAGUACAGGCUCCAGACUCACCUUGUGGCUGCUAUCUGAUUAUGCUGUCAGCGGGCAGGGAUUUAAAGCAGUUUAUGAAGCUCUGCCCAGUUACACUUGUGGUAAUCCUGGCCAGCUACUGAAUGGCUAUCAACAGGGGUCCACUUUCAAUAUUGGGGAUAAAAUCCGCUACAGCUGUAGCCCUGGCUAUGUGUUGGAGGGUCACACCACACUCUCCUGCCUCGCCACUUCAACUGGGACGGCUGCCUGGGAUUUCCCCCUUCCUUACUGCAGAGCUGAUGAUGGAUGUGGAGGGACACUGCGGGGCCAGAGCGGGGUGAUCACCACCCCCAAUUAUCCAGCCGAGUACAACAACAAUGCUGACUGCACCUGGACUGUGCUGGCCGAGCCCGGAGACACCAUCGCUUUGGUUUUCUCUGACUUUCAGUUGGAGGACGACUACGACCUGCUGGAGGUCAGCGGUACAGACGGACCUUCACAGUGGUUUACUGGUCCCAACCUUCCCUCGCCGAUCAUCAGCAGCAAGAACUGGCUUCGACUUCACUUUACGUCAGAUGGCAACCACAGGUUGAGAGGUUUCAGUGCCCAGUACCAGGUGAAAAAGAUGACUGAACUCAAAUCUAGAGGUGUGAAGAUGUUGCCAAGCAAAGACAACCACCAUAAGAUAUCAGUGUUGUCUCAGAUGGGUGUAGCUCAAGGACACAACAUGUGUCCAGAUCCUGGGAUUCCGGAUCGGGGGAAAAGAAAAGGCUCUGACUUCAGGCGAGGAGCUACAGUGCACUUUUCCUGCGAUGAGGGUUACGAACUGCAAGGCUCAAAGAGCAUCAGCUGCCUCCGAGUGACAGACAGCUAUGUGGGCUGGAGUGAUGACCGGCCCAUCUGCAGAGCACCAAUGUGCGGCGGUCAGCUAAAAGGACCCAGUGGUGUCAUCACAUCUCCUAAUUAUCCCGUUCAGUACGAUAACAACGCCAACUGCACUUGGAUCAUCACAGCAACUGACAUGUCUAAGGUGAUCAAGCUGACAUUUGAGGAUUUUGACCUGGAGAGAGGUUACGACACCUUAACGGUGGGAGACGGCGAGCUCGUGGGGGACCAGAAGACCAUUUUCCAUGUCUUGUCUGGGACGACGACGCCAGACCUGGUGGUGAGCACCAGUCACCAGAUGUGGCUGAACUUCAAAACAGAUGACACCAGCGGCUCCCUUGGAUUUAAAGUCACUUUUGAGGAGAUCGACCAAGGCAGUUGCGGGGAUCCUGGAAUUCCGGCCUACGGCAAACGGGAAGGGACAGGUUUUCGUCACGGGGACAGGUUGUACUUUGAGUGUCUGCCUGCCUUUGAACUCGUGGGAAAGAAGAACAUCACCUGUCAGAAGAACAAUCAGUGGUCCGCCAAGAAACCCAGCUGUGUCUUUUCCUGCUUCUUCAACUUUACUACUCCAUCCGGAGUCCUGCUGUCUCCCAACUACCCUCAGGAAUAUGGGAACAACAUGCACUGUGUGUGGCUCAUCAUCACCAACCCCGAGAGCAGAAUCAACCUGGCCUUCAACGACCUUAGCAUGGAGAAACAGUUUGACUUCCUUUCCAUUAAGGACGGCGGAAAGGCUGAAUCUCCCAUUCUGGGAACCUUCUCUGGAGACGCUCUGCCUCCCCCCAUAACAACGAGCGGUCACGUGGCCCGACUUGAAUUCCUGACAGACCAUACAUACACGGACAGAGGCUUCAAUAUCACUUUUACAACUUUUCGCCACAACGAAUGCCCAGAUCCAGGGGUGCCAGUUAACGGAAAGCGUUUUGGUGAGAGUCUUCAGCUGGGCAGCUCCAUCUCAUUCCUUUGUGAAGAGGGCUUUGUUAAGACCCACGGCUCUCAGACCAUAUCCUGCAUUCUGAAGGAUGGGAACGUCGUUUGGGACAACGCCGUCCCCCGAUGUGAAGCUCCAUGUGGAGGAGAUCUGAAGGCUCCCAGUGGGAUCAUUCUCUCCCCUGGCUGGCCAGAACUGUACAAGGAGGCCCUUAACUGUGAAUGGAUCAUUGAGGCUCCUCCAGGCUAUCCCAUCAAGAUCAUCUUCGACAAGUUUCGAACUGAGGUCAAUUAUGAUGUUCUCGAGGUGCGGGAUGGCCGAUUUCCCUCCUCACCUCUAAUUGGAAGUUACCAGGGUACCCAGGUUCCGCAGUUCCUCAUCAGCACCUCAAACUUCCUUUACCUGCUCUUUACCACCGACAAGAGUCACUCUGACAUCGGCUUCCGCAUACGUUAUGAGACCCUGCAGUUGCAGUCAGACCACUGCGUGGAUCCCGGCAUCCCUGUGAACGGGCAGCGGCACGGCAACGACUUCUACGUGGGAGGUUUGGUGACAUUUAGCUGCGACGCCGGCUAUACGCUAAGCGACGCCGAGCCUUUAGAGUGCGAGCCUAAUUUCCAGUGGAGUCGCCCCCUGCCUAGCUGUGAUGCGUUGUGCGGCGGUUAUAUUCAGGGCAACACCGGAACCAUCCUUUCUCCCGGCUUUCCUGACUUCUACCCACACAACUUGAACUGCACGUGGACAAUCGAGACCUCCCACGGAAAAGGUGUACAGUUCAGCUUCCACACCUUUCACCUCGAGAGUCCACAUGACCAUUUGCUGGUGACCGAGAACGGCAGUUUCUCUCAGCCGCUCUGGAGACUGACCGGGUCCACCUUGCCUCCUCCUUUAAGCGCGGGCCUGUUCGGGAACUACACCGCGCAGAUCCGCUUUCUCUCUGACUUCUCUGUUUCGUACGAGGGAUUUAACAUCACAUUCUCAGAGUAUGAUUUGGAGCCCUGUGAGGAUCCUGGAAUCCCUCCAUACAGCACCAGAAAAGGUCUCCAGUAUGGAGUGGGUGAUGCCCUCAUCUUUUCCUGUUUCCCCGGUUACCGGUUAGAGGGUCCGGCGAGGGUGGUGUGCUUAGGGGGCAGAAGGCGGGUGUGGAGCUCCCCUCUGCCAAGGUGUGUUGCUGAAUGCGGCUCAUCCGUGACUGGCAUGCAAGGGGUGCUCCUCUCUCCCAACUACCCUGGUUACUACGGCAACAACCACGAAUGCAUCUACUCUAUCCAGACGCAGCCUGGCAAAGGCAUUCAGCUGAGAGCACGGGACUUUCGACUGGAGGAUGACGACGUUCUCAAAGUUUUUGAUGGCAGCAGUAAUAAGGCUCGUCUCCUGGGGGUGUUUACAGGAAACGAGCUACUUGACGUGACCUUGAACUCCACUUCCAGCUCCAUGUGGCUGGAGUUCAUCAGCAAUGCUGAAAACACCAGUAAAGGCUUUGAACUGCACUUCACUAGUUUUGAGCUGGUUAAAUGCGAGGAUCCAGGCGUUCCCCAGUUUGGCUACAAGCGGGAGGACAAAGGGCAUUUUGCAGGGAGCACCGUGUCGUACAGCUGCGACCCAGGCUACACCCUAAAAGGCCCGGAGAUCCUCACCUGCCUCAGGGGGGAGAGGAGGGCGUGGGACAGCCCACUUCCACUCUGUGUUGCGGAGUGUGGGGGCACCAUCAAGGAGGAGCCUUCCGGUCGUAUUCUGUCUCCAGGAUACCCAGCUCCAUAUGAGCACAACUUGCAUUGCGUUUGGACCAUCGAAGCUGCUCCAGGAAGCACCAUCAGUCUACAUUUUCUGGUCUUCCACACGGAGGAGGUCCACGAUGUGCUCCGGAUCUGGGAUGGUCCGCAGGACGGCGGAGUCCUGCUGAGGGAGCUGAGUGGGUCUGCGUUGCCCCCGGACGCUCACAGCACCUUUAACACAAUCACUUUGCAGUUCACCACAGACUUUUUUACCAGCAAGCAAGGCUUUGCUUUGCAGUUUUCUGUCUCCACGGCGACCUCCUGCAAUGACCCGGGCAUGCCCACUAACGGUACCCGUGGCGGCGACAGCAGGGAGCCCGGGGACCAUGUGGUAUUCCAGUGUGAUCCCGGCUACGUCCUGCAGGGGGCCACCAGAAUCACGUGCACAGAGAUCAAUGGUCGCUUCUUCUGGCAGCCAGACCCCCCAACAUGCACAGCUCCGUGUGGUGGGAACCUAACAGGUCCAAGUGGGCUGAUUCUGUCUCCAGACUAUCCUGAACCUUACCCGCAUGGAAGAGAGUGUGACUGGAGAGUUACCGUCACACAGGACUAUGUUAUUUCGCUCAGCUUUAACCAUUUCAGCCUGGAGCCCAGUUAUGACUUCUUGCAUAUCUACGAUGGGCCAAACUCCCUGAGCCCCUUGUUGGGUAGUUUCUAUGGCACCGACGUUCCAGAUCGCAUCGAGAGCAGCUCCAACACGCUCUUCAUGGCAUUCCGCAGCGACGCCUCCCUCAGCAGUAACGGAUUUGUGCUGCAGUAUACAGAAAACCCCAGGGAAUCUUGCUUCGAACCCGGCCUCGUUCGUAAUGGGACACGGGUGGGCACCGAUCUCAAGCUGGGCUCCACUGUCACCUACCACUGCGACAGCGGCUACACGCUAGAGGGAGACCUGACGCUCACUUGCAUCAUAGGGGGAGAUGGCAAGCCGAGCUGGAACAAGCCCAAACCCAUCUGCAUGGCGCCAUGUGGUGGACAGUACUCUGGAUUAGAGGGAGUAGUCUUGUCCCCUGGUUUCCCUGGCAACUAUACCAGUUCUCGAACCUGUCUGUACUCUGUAGUCGUGCCCAAGGAUUAUGUGGUGUUCAGCCAGUUCGCCUUCUUCCAGACGGCUCUGAAUGACAUAGUGGAGGUUUAUGAUGGACCAACACAACAUUCCCGGGUUCUGAGCUCACUUUCUGGAGCGCACACAGGUGAGUCGUUGCCGUUGGCGACCUCCAAUCAAAUCCUGAUCCGCUUUACAGCCAAAGGCCAAUCCAGCUCCAGAGGAUUCCAUCUGGCCUACCAGGCGGUGCCAAGGACCAGCGCCACCCAAUGCAGUUCAGUCCCUGAGCCACGAAAUGGUCGGCGCAUGGGCAACAACUUUGCCGUUGGUGCAGUGGUUCGCUUUGAGUGCAGCCCUGGCUACGUCCUGGAGGGAUCAAGUGCCAUUGAAUGCUUAACAGUCCCCAAUGCCCUGGCACAAUGGAACAGCUCCAUACCCAGCUGCAUCGUUCCAUGUGGAGGUAAUCUGACCCAUCGAACUGGCACCAUCUUAUCUCCAGGCUACCCUGAACCUUACCUCAACAGCCUGAACUGUGUGUGGAAGAUUACUGUUCCUGAAGGAUCAGGGAUACAGAUCCAAGUAAUCAGCUUUGUCACGGAGCAGAACUGGGACUCACUGGAGGUCUUUGAUGGAGGCGACAACACUGACACACUCCUCGGCAGCUUCUCAGGUACAACGGUCCCCGCUCUCCUCAACAGCACCUCAAACCAACUCUACCUUCACUUCUUCUCAGAUAUUAGUGUGUCCGCUGCCGGAUUCAGGCUGGAAUACAAAACUGUCUCUCUGACCAGCUGCCCAGAACCUGUAGUUCCCAUGAAUGGCAUCAAGAUUGGGGAGCGUCUUCAGAUGAAUAACGUGGUGUCUUUUCACUGUGAACCUGGCUAUACUCUCCAGGGGAACUCUCACAUCACCUGUAUGCCUGGAACCGUCAGACGAUGGAACUAUCCUCCUCCUCUCUGUAUUGCACAAUGUGGUGGAAUCCGGGAGGAGAUGGAGGGAAUGAUUCUCAGUCCUGGUUUCCCUGGCAACUACCCUAGCAACAGUGAUUGCACCUGGAGAAUAUACCUGCCAGUCGGUUACGGAGCCCACAUUCAGUUCCUUAACUUUUCAACAGAGGCCAACCACGACUUCCUGGAGAUACGGAACGGGCCUCUUGAUACUAGUGCUGUGAUUGGUCGAUUCAGUGGCCAGGACAUCCCAUCAUCUCUUCUGUCUACGUCCCACGAGACCACAGUUUAUUUUCACAGUGACCACUCGCAGAACAAACCAGGUUUCAGGUUUGAGUAUCAAGCAUAUGAGCUACAGGAAUGCCCAGAUCCAGAACCUUUCCGUUAUGGAGUGGUGGUCGGCGCAGGCUAUAAUGUGGGCCAGUCCAUUUCCUUUGAGUGUCUGCCUGGAUAUCAACUGAUGGGACAUUCCAUCCUCACCUGUGAGCAUGGCACCACCCGCAACUGGGACCACCCAUUUCCUCGCUGCGAAGUGCCUUGUGGUGGCAACAUGACAUCAGACAACGGGACCAUCUUCUCCCCAGGAUACCCAGAGGAGUACCCAAACUCAGCUGACUGCACCUGGCUCAUUUCAGUGGCUCCCAGCUUUGGAAUCAAACUCAAUUUCACUCUGCUUCAGGUUCAUGGGCCGCAUGACUUCAUAACUGUCUGGGACGGUCCGCAGGAGACAACUCGAAAACUAGGUGUGUUCACGGACGGAGAGCCUAAUGACCCACCCAGUAGCACAUCCAAUCAGGUGCUGAUACGAUUCCGCAGCAACACGGAGAAGGGCGGGUUAUUCCGUAUUACCUAUCAAGCUUACAGGCUUCAGUACUGCCUGCCUCCACCCAUCAUUCCUAAUGCAGAGAUCCUGAUGGCAAGCAAAGAAUUCAAAAUUGGUGAUAUAGUUCGCUACCGAUGUCUCCCAGGCUACCAGUUAAGUGGAAACAGCAUCCUGACAUGUCGACUAGGAACACACUUAGAAUUUGAAGGCCCCCCACCGUCAUGUGAUGUGACGUGUCCAAUGAAUGAGGUGCUGACGGCUUCCACAGGCGUCAUUAUGAGCCAGUCACCAGGCACCGGCUUCCCUCAUUUCGAGUCUUGCUCCUGGGUUGUUAAAGUGGAGCCCGGCUACAACAUCUCCUUCACUAUCGAACACUUUCAAACCAGCCGUCAGUUUGAUGAGCUUGAAGUCUUUGAUGGUCCGUCCAGACAGAGCCCGCUUCUUAUUACCCUCAGUGGUAAUUAUUCCAGCCCGCUGAGCAUCACGAGCUCCAGUAACAAAGUCUACCUGCACUGGUCUUUUGAUCACACCACCAGCCACAAAGGCUUCCGCAUCCGUUAUUCAGCACCAUACUGCAGCCCUCCUAGUAACCCAGUAAAUGGCACAGUGCACAGCCUAACUGGGUCCAAGUUGGGCAAUACUUUACGCUUCAACUGCGACCAAGGCUUUCGACUUAUUGGUCAGACCAGCGCCACAUGCACCCGGACAGCACAGGGGAUCCAUCAGUGGAAUACCCCAGUACCUCUUUGUCAAGUCAUGUCCUGUGGGAUGCCUGUUGCCCCUGUCAACGGCAGCAUUGUUGGCCAAGACUUCUCUCUUGGGGCCAGGGUCACUUACCAAUGUAAUCCAGGGUUUCGGCUUGCUGGUCCUCUCACCACCUCAGUGGUCUGUCAAGAGUCUGGGCGGUGGAGCCCCAUUGAGGCCCCUCCAAGAUGCGUUCCGGUCACCUGCGCCGACAUCAGCCACUCUGCUGUGGAGCAUGGAAGAUGGAGACUAAUCUAUGGCACUCAAAACCAAUAUGAUGCUAUAAUGAUGCUCAUAUGUGACCCGGGAUAUUACUACAGGGGUCAAAGGAUCAUUCGCUGCCAAGCAAAUGGCACCUGGAAUUACCCUGAUCCUCGCCCAGUCUGUGACAUUAUUUCCUGUGGAGAUCUUGGCACUCCUCCAAAUGGUCAUAAAAUAGGAACUUUGACUGUAUAUGGAGCCACAGCCAUUUUCUCCUGCAACACAGGAUAUACCCUAGUGGGCUCUCGGGUACGAGAGUGCAUGUCCAAUGGGCUUUGGAGUGGAACACAAGUUCAAUGUCUAGCUGGCCAUUGUGGCAGUCCAGACCCAAUAGUUAAUGGGCAAAUAAUUGGGGAGAACUUCAACUUUCGAGGCAGCGUUGUGUACCAAUGUAACCCAGGGUUUCGUCUUAUUGGUGUGUCAGUGCGAAUAUGCGAGCAGGAUCACCGCUGGUCAGGGAACACCCCCGUUUGCGUUCCCAUCACAUGCGGCCACCCUGGAAACCCUACAUUUGGCACAACCCAAGGAACCCAGUUCAACUUAAAUGAUGUUGUGCGUUUUGUCUGCAAUACUGGAUAUGUUCUGCAUGGGGCUGUUAAAUCUACAUGCCAGGCUAAUGGACAAUGGAACAAUGCUAUACCAAGGUGUAAAAUUGUAAACUGCACAGAGCCCGGCCAUGUAGAGUACAGCAUUAGACAAGUAUUAUCCAGCGGGCCGCAUCGGUACAGCUUCCAGACUACGGUGACGUACCGCUGUAACCCUGGCUAUUAUCUUCUGGGUACCAGCUCCGUCUCCUGCCAAGGGGACGGCACCUGGGACCGCUCCUUACCCAAAUGCCUGUUGGUUCUUUGCGAUCGUCCCAGCAUGCCUCCCUACGCCCAGAUCUCAGGUGACCGUCGAACAGUGGGCUCAGUCAUCCGCUACAGCUGCAUGAGCCAGCGCAGCAUCAUCGGAAAUACCACAAGAAUGUGUCAGCUGGACGGGCAGUGGAGCGGCUCGCCGCCACACUGCUCCGGGGAAUCAAAUGGUCUAUGUGGAGAUCCAGGCGUACCUGUUCACGGCAUUCGUCUUGGAGAUGAAUUUACCGUGAGCAGUGUUGUACGUUUCAGCUGCGAACCUGGUUACGUCCUAAAGGGGUCACCAGAGAGAACAUGUUUUUCCAACGGUACAUGGAUGGGAACACAACCGGAGUGUCAUGUAAUUUCCUGUGGAAACCCAGGAACUCCACGAAAUGCGCAGAUCCUUGUUCACGAUGGACUGACUUUUUCCAGAUCCAUCACUUACAGCUGCAGGGAAGGGUACUACUCUACUGGACUGCUUACCCGACACUGCACUGUAAAUGGGACCUGGACGGGCAACAUGCCAGAGUGCUCAGUAAUCAACUGUGGCGAUCCCGGAGUGCCAGCCAAUGGAGUUAGAUUUGGGAAUGAUUUCACCUACAACCGAACAGUGGCUUUCCAGUGUUCUCCUGGAUACACCAUGGAUGCUGACAGAGCCUCUUCUCUCAUCUGCACCAAGGAUCGGACAUGGAAUGGCACCAAGCCGCUCUGUAAAGCAAUUGUUUGUGGUCCACCACCGCUCAUCCCAAACGGACAGGUUGUGGGUUCAGACCUAACCUGGGGCUCGAGCAUAAGUUACUCCUGCAACCAAGGCUAUCAGCUGUCCCUGCCCACUGUGUUAACAUGCCAGGGCAACGGCAACUGGAGCGGAGAGAAGCCACAGUGUUUCCCUGUAUUCUGUGGAGACCCAGGAAUGCCAGAUCAAGGCAGAAGGGAGGACCGCGGUUUCACCUAUCUUUCAUCUGUCUCGUUCUCUUGCAAUCCUCCCCUCGUCUUGGUUGGCUCGGCCAGGAGGUACUGCCAGUAUGAUGGCACUUGGAGCGGCACACAGCCCUCCUGCAUAGAUCCAAGUCACACAACCUGUGGUGACCCUGGCAUUCCACUCUUUGGAAAUCAGAACAACAGCCAAGGCUACCAGAUUGGCAGCACUGUGUUCUUUAACUGCAGAAAGGGCUACUUAUUGCAGGGCUCUAUUUCGCGCACAUGUCUGCCCAACCUGACCUGGAGUGGAUUUCAACCCGAGUGCAUUUCCCACCACUGCAGCCAGCCAGAGCUACCUGCUCAGUCUGAUGUUCGAGCCAUUGAACUGCCAUCCCUUGGCUACACGCUGAUCUAUACAUGUCAGCCUGGCUUCUAUUUGGCUGGGGGUUCAGAACACAGAACCUGCAGGUCCGAUGGUAGCUGGUCAGGGAAACCACCACUGUGUGCAGCUGAUAAUCGGCCAAGUGGUAGAAUCCCAGUGGGCACUGUACAAGAGCCUCCAUCUAAACUGCCAGUCCCCGGUGGUGUGUUUGCUAAAAACUCCCUCUGGAGGGGUUCCUAUGAGUACCUGGGAAAGAAGCAGCCAGCCAUGCUUAGCAUCACUGCCUUUGAACCUUUUAGCAACCGAGUUAAUGGGACACUGAUUGACCACAGCGGGGUAGAGCUUAAAUUAGCAGGAACGUAUAAGAGGGAGGAAGCCCAACUGCUUCUACAAGUUCACCAGAUCAGAGGUCCUGUGGAAAUCUUUGUGAACAAGUUUAAAAUAGACAACUGGGCCCUGGACGGACAUGUGUCCUACAUCUCCUCGUCCAAUGCUUUUGUGUACCAGGGAUUUGUCAGAGGAAAAGGCUUUGGCCAAUUUGGUCUCCAAAGAUUGGAGAGCUUAGAUCCCAGUAGAGCCAACCCUGGCUACAACUUUGCCUCCAACAGCAGUUCAGUGGCAGCUGCCAUCCUAGUGCCUUUCAUAGCAAUGAUCAUUGCAGGCUUCGCUCUGUAUCUCUAUAAACACAGAAGAAGACCCAAAGUUCCCUUCAACGGUUACGUGGGCCACGAGAACACAAACGGUCGGGCUACGUUCGAGAACCCCAUGUACGACCGCAACAUCCAACCCACUGACAUCAUGGCCAAUGAGACAGAGUUCACAGUCAGCACAGUGUGCACCGCUGUAUAGCAACACCGUCCUUCAGAGUCAGUUGAGGAAGGAAAGAUGCGCCACAACCUCCGCUGGCUGCCGGCAAAGGACACCUAUAAUUCCUUGUGCAGAUGGCGAGGAAAAGAUUAUUUUAUUUGCUGAAAUACCUUCAAGUAACAUCUCCAGUCGAGGAGCCUCGUACCUGCAGGAAACAAGAAAAAGAGACUAUACGAGAGCAACAGCUUUUUUUUUUUUUUUUU